CCCCCUGCGCCCUCCCAGCAACCGGGUGGGCGCUAAUAACGACCCCCCAUCGGUGCGUGUCCGUGCUCACAUCCUCUCUCUCCCUCCCCUCCGACAGGACCUCUACUAGACAUCUCCAUGAACACCUAUCAAACACAUCCUGGCACCCCACAGCAACCUUCCAGUCAAUACCCGCUCUCCCCACUAUCCCAACAAACUAUGUCCUACUCGGGUGCCGGCAUGGCCAUGCACAUGGCAUCUCACAACAUGGCCAUGAACCCAUCCUCCCCUCUCGACAUGAACAUCAACCCUUCAGCUAGUAUGGGCAUGAACCUGAACAUGGGCCCUUCUAACAUGCCCAUGAACCUUGCCAACACAGCCUCCAACAUGGUCAACCCCGCCUACUUGGCCAUGCUUCACGCCCAGCAGAAUUCAAACUCCAUGAACGGCAUGAUGAACAAAUAUCCCUAUCCAUCCUAUUUCAACCAGCCCCAGCAGCAUGGUCAACAGUCUAUGGGUCUACCGCACUCUCAAAUGUCCAAUAUGGGUUCCCAGAUGCACGCUUCUCACAAUUCGAAUAACGCUGCUUCCAUGCAAAAUGCCGGCCAGUCCAUAUCCCCGACGCAGCUCAUGUCUGCCUCGCCAUCGCAGUUCAUGUCCGGUCCGUCCUCGCAACAACAGCCGCAAUCGCACGCCCAUUCUCUUAAUUUAACCCCCGCUCAGCUACUCCAGCAGCAACAAUCGGGCGCGAUCAAUCCCGCCUCUCUUGCAGGCGGUGCUGGCAACAUGAGCAUGGGUGGAUUGAAUUCCAACCUCGGUAACAUGGGCGGUGGUAUGAGUUUGGGCGUGAACAUGGGUGGACUAGGAAACGUGCAGAAUAUGGGCAACAACGGAAACAUGAACAUGCAGGGAAUGUCCAACAUGGGCAGUGGUGGAAUCGUUCCCAACCCGCGUAUGAAUAUCCCUCCUAAUGUCAACCCCAUGCGCUUCGCGCAGAUGACCCCUCAUGAACGUCAGGCCUUCCAACGACACCAACAUGCUGCAACUUUAGGCCAUGGUCUCCCUUCCGAUCGAGGGUUGAGUGCGACACCCAGUCAGUCCGGCCACGAACGUGGUCCUAGCUUGACACACGAGCGACCUCCAGGUCAACACGAGCGAGCCCAAAGCCUGACGUAUGAGCGACAACCGAGUCAACAACCUCACGAGCGGGCUCCCAGCCAAUCUCACGAUCCUACUGCUUUGCCCGGCGAGCGUCCGUCAUCAUCGGCAUCUGUCCGUUCGCAUCAUUCACAUCAUAACUUGGAUGCUGUUGCGCCACAUGCCAUGAUGGGCCCUCCUGGUUCACGGCCUGGCACAGCAAGCGGGACAAUGCCCCAGCUUACGCGCAUGAACUCCAUGAACUUCAAUUCUGCCAUGGGCCCGAUGCACAUGUCGAGCGGUAGCGCGACCAACUUGAACCCAAAUAUGAACGCUAUGAAUGCACAUUUGAACUCCCCCGCGACCAUGAUGUCGCAGAUGAACCAACCGCCACAUAUGAACGCGGGGGUGACCAUGAAUCCCCAAAUGACACAGAUGGGCGUCGCAGGUGGGAUGGGUAUGCCAAUGAACCGUCCACCAACAAGAACAGGUUCUGCCAUGGGGUCACCAAAGCAAUCCCAAUCCCCGCGCAUGAGCUUGAGCGCCGGUAGCCCGACACACAUGGGCAUGGCAAGUGGCGUCGGUGUGGCACCUGGAAUGGGAGGUGUCACUGGUGGUUCAGGGAUGAGUGCUAUGAAUGCUGGCGUCCAAGGUAACAUGUCCUCUGGCAUCGGCGGUGGCAUGGGUAAUAGUAUGGGUGGCACAAUGACCAGCGGAAUGAGUGGAGUCGUGGGUGGUCCCAUGAACACGGGCUUGGGUAUGGGCAUGAAUGCUCAAGCGAUGUCGGGUGUGCCCAACAUGGCCGGUAUGAGCGGAAUGGGCAAUAUGGGUCCGAUGAACAUGAAUGCCGUUGGCCCAGGUGGACUUGGGGGAGGGGGAAUGAUGGGAGGUGCUGCUGGAGGAAUGAUGGGGCCUCCUGUUAUACCUCCGGCCAUGCAACGACCAGAACGUGAACAGAUGAUGCAAGCACAGGUCCGUGAACAAUCCGCGCCCCUGCAACGUGAAGCGGUAAGCGCGUUCAUUUUUUUUGGUGCUUGCCUUGUUUGUUUCUGAUCGUGAUGGUGUUAUGGGUCCGUUUUCGGCGUUAGAGCCGUCCGCCGAGCUCAUCGGGCUCCUUCAUUGGCCAGAAUCUGGAGGGUACAAAUGUUCCCAACAUUCCUACCAUGGGUUCAGGCAUUCCGACAAACCUCGCUAUACCCCGGCAGCCGUCCCAACCCCCGGUGCACUCUCACCAACAGUCUCCCCUCCGAAAGUUGCUACCUGGUCAAA
Messenger RNA from Pisolithus orientalis, 2385 nucleotides. RefSeq lists its product as uncharacterized. The record is from RefSeq and is a predicted model, not a curated record. Lineage: Eukaryota; Fungi; Basidiomycota; Agaricomycetes; Boletales; Pisolithaceae. The coding region runs from base 118 to 2169 and encodes 683 amino acids. The transcript has a single exon.